Messenger RNA from Macrosiphum euphorbiae (potato aphid), 474 nucleotides. NCBI's taxonomy places the organism in Eukaryota, Metazoa, Arthropoda, Insecta, Hemiptera, Aphididae. The record is from the annotation of a GenBank genome assembly.
AUGGCUACAGUGAAAAAAUGGAAUAUUGAAAAUAAAAUAUCAGCUGUAGUAACUGACAAUGCUCCUAACAUUGUUGGUGCUAUUAAGUUAAAUAAUUGGAGACAUAUUUCAUGUUUUGCUCACGUCCUGAAUAUUGGUAUUCAACACGGAUUGGAAAAAUUAAAACCUAUUAUUAAUAAGAUAAAAAGUAUAGUUGAAUUUUUUAAACAAAGUUCUGGAGCGUGUCAUAAGUUACAAAAUAUUCAAAAACAAAACAGAUUUGAAAAUCUUAAACUUAUACAGGAAUGCAAAACGCGAUGGAAUUAUGCAUAUUUAAUGAUGGAAAGGAAUAUUAAAUUAAAAGAGCCUGUAUUGUCGACAUUAGCAAUUACUAACAAUAGAUUAAAUUGCAUUAGUGAUGAUGAAUGGGAAGUAGUGUAUUCUGCUUGUAAAUUAAUUAAAGUUUUUGAUGAACUUGUUGUAAAACAGAAAUGA